Molecule: messenger RNA, 1071 nt
Organism: Racocetra persica
Lineage: Eukaryota; Fungi; Glomeromycota; Glomeromycetes; Diversisporales; Gigasporaceae
Source: the annotation of a GenBank genome assembly
GCUUCUCUACUUUCUCAUGCGCAAACACUCGAGUUAUAUCGUCUAAAUGCAAAAAAGACAAAUGACCCAAAUCUUCAAUUUGAAUUUGCAGCUUUUAUGGUUGAAGCUUCAAGGGCCAUGAAUGACGAAGAAGCUAAGAAACGAGACGAACUUGUUAAGGAAGGCAUGGCAUUACUAAAAAAACUUGCAGACAGAGGUCAUGCAAAUUCACAAUACUUUCUAGCCGACUGCUAUGCAAGCGCGAUUGGUACACCAAAAAAUAAACCAGACUUUGAUAAAUCUUUUCCCUUAUUUGUUCAAGCCAGUAAACAUGGCCACCCUGACGCAGCUUAUCGAGCUGGAGUAUGUUAUGAACAUGGAUGGGGUUGUAGAAAAGAUUUUGCUAAAUCUUUACAAUUUUACAGAAAAUCAGCAUCAGCAAGUCAUCCUGGCGCAAUGUAUCGUUUGGGUAUUGCAGAAUUAAGAGGAGAAUGUGGGUUAUCAAAAAAUCUUCGAGAUGGAGUCAAAUGGCUUAAAAGAGCAGCUGAAGCAGCAAAUGAAGAAUUUCCACAUGCUUUGCAUGAAUUAUCAGAACUUCACGAACGAGGAGUUGAUAAUAUCGUAUAUGUUGAUAUUGAAUACUCAGUUCAAUUACUUAUAGAAGCAGCAAAUUUAAAUUAUGCACCAUCAGCGUUUAAAUUGGGAGAAUGUUAUGAAUAUGGAAAAAUGGGAUGUCCACAAGAUCCAGCAUUAUCUAUUCAUUAUUAUACCAUCGCCGCCCAACAAGAUCAUCGUGAAGCUUGUUUUGCCUUGACAGCAUGGUAUUUGGUCGGUAGUCCUGGAGUUUUGCCUCAAAGUGACACAGAAGCAUAUCUUUGGGCAAAACGUGCGGCAGAAAAUGGACUCCCUAAAGCUGAAUAUGCAGUUGGUUAUUUUACAGAGGUUGGAAUUGGAGUUAAGAAAGAUCCACUAGCUGCAAACGUUUGGUAUCGUCGUGCAGCCGAACAUGGUGAUAAACGAGCUCAACAACGGUUAAAAGGUGCACCAAUUGAUGACAAGAAACCAAAAAAAGAUGACUGUGUGAUUUGCUAG